GGAUUUUCGGCACAUGCUGUUGCGAGGGACAGGCAGGCGGCUCCUGAGUCAUGGGAGGGGGGAGGGGGCGGGAGCGCCCUUCAUGCACGCCUUCAACAAGACAUCGCCAGGCAAACCCCCUAAGGUUCAUGUAAGAGGAGAAGGAGUCUAUGUGUACGAUCAGGAGGGAAACAAGCUCCUGGAUGGGCUAGCAGGGUUGUGGUCGGUAUCCCUCGGGUACAGCCAGACGCGGAUCGUGGAGGCAGCAGGAAGGCAGAUGGCGAAGUUGCCUUACUACCACACAUUCUGGAAUCAAGGGCACGAUGUGGGCUACGAGCUCGCGGCGAGGCUGCAGGAGUUUAUCCCUUGCCCUGUAGAGAAGAUCGCGUUCACCAGCGGAGGUUCGGAUGCCAACGAUACCGCAAUCAAGCUAGUGUGGUACUACAACAAUGCUCUAGGAAGGCAGGGGAAGAAGAAGAUCAUCGCAAGGAACAAGGCAUACCACGGAGUCACCGCUCUUGCCGCUUCGCUGUCUGGACUUCCGGGGCUUCACUCCAACUUUGGAGCGUCUGCCGCGCAGAACCUUCCUCUCCCGGGCUUCCUGCAUGUCACCUGCCCUCACAUGUAUCGCUUCGCCAAGGAGGCAGAGAGCGAGGAACAGUUUUCAAGCCGCCUGGCGAAGGAGUUGGAGGAGAAGAUUCAGCAUGAGGGGCCGGAGACGGUUGCUGCUGUCAUUGCAGAGCCGUUGAUGGGAGCAGGAGGGGUCAUGCCUCCUCCUGUGGGAUACUUGAAGAAAGUCAGAGAGAUCUGUUCCCGGCACGACGUGCUGAUGAUCUCGGAUGAGGUUGUCUGCGGGUUCGGUCGAUUGGGAGAAGAUUUCGGUUUUCAGAAGUACGGUUUUGUUCCGGACAUCAUCACCAUGGCAAAGGUCGACAUUUGA
Guillardia theta CCMP2712 is the source of this 919-nucleotide messenger RNA. RefSeq lists its product as hypothetical. The record is from RefSeq and is a predicted model, not a curated record. Gene Ontology annotation, molecular function: transaminase activity; pyridoxal phosphate binding. Bases 14 to 919 code for a protein of 301 amino acids. Lineage: Eukaryota; Cryptophyceae; Pyrenomonadales; Geminigeraceae. The transcript is spliced from 9 exons. Gene Ontology annotation, cellular component: cytosol.